AUGUACGUGUGCUUCGACGAGGGCUGUAUGAGACCGCAUCGCAAGUGGACGAGGGAGGGGUAUGCGAGGUUUUUGAGGGAGGUGAUGAAGGUACAAAGUGAUGAGGAGGUGGUGCGUUGGGCGGAUCAGGAGUUUGGGGAUGGUGCUGGGUUGGGGAGUCUUGAUGAUAUGGAAGCCGCUCUUAGCGGUCGUACCCAGAGCUAUGGAGCUGCGUUGGGGAGUCUCGACGAUAUGCAAGCCGCUUUUGGUAGUCAUACUCGGGGCUAUAGAGCUAUGUUAAGGGAUCUCUAUGAUAUGGAAGCCGCUCUCGGCAGCCGUACUCAGGGCUAUGGUGCUGGGUUAGGGAGUCUCGAUGAUAUUGAAGCUGCUCUCGGAGGUCGUACUGGCGAUGGUGCAGCGUCACGGAGUCUCGAUGAUAUGGAAGCUACUCUCCGGAUGCGUGCUCGGGGCGGUAGUGGUGGGUUAUAUGGCGAGGAAGGAUUUACUGGCGAAGGAGCCCAGGGGGGUGAGCACUAUACGGAAUUUGAUGGGCGCCUAGAUUGGGAUAUACGGAAUGAGAUUAUCCACCUCACGAAGAAAUAG
Molecule: messenger RNA, 582 nt
Organism: Pseudogymnoascus destructans
Lineage: Eukaryota; Fungi; Ascomycota; Leotiomycetes; Thelebolales; Thelebolaceae
Exons: 1
Coding region: 1-582 (193 amino acids)
Source: RefSeq, a predicted model, not a curated record